GGGUAAGCCAAUGUUGCAGUUGAUCUCCAACUCGAGCGACGGCCCAAGAGAGCUCCCAAGAAACUCGUAGUCAUUUGGGCUCAGGACGUCCUGGCCCAGGCCGUCGCCCAGGGAGCUCGCCCUGACCGCGCGCCCGUGCUCCGCCUGGCUCCCGCGGGAGCGAUGGGGCCGCCGCUGUCCUGGACGACGCCGCCCGGCACACCGCGCGCCCGCGCCCGAGUGCCGGACUCGCCGCCGCCCCUGCUCCGCCCGAGCAGGGUGCCCUUCCGGCCACCACUCGAGCUGCACGGCCCGGGGCGCGCGCGGGGCACCGACGGGGCAGCUCUCCGCGCCCCCGACCGCGCGGGCCGCGGCCACGACGCCGCCAGGUCGCCGACCGAGACCGGCGCGGAGCGCGGCGCGACGGGCGCCGAGGGGCAGCCCGCGCACCGCCGGGUGAGCUCGGCAGGGGGAGCGGAGAUCUUCAGCGCCCCCCCCGUCGAGCUUCGCGGGAUGCCCGGCUUCGCCGAUUGGACGGAGUGGCUGCGCUGGUCCACCGCGCAGUUCGAGCUGGGCGUGGCCCCGCCACCGCCUUGGGAACUGCAGGGCACGCCACGGCGCUGGUGACCGCGCGGGCGCGGAUCAUCGGAGACGCGCCGCGGCGAGCUCGGCAGGGAAGGUCGUUGGAGCCUGUGGGGUUGUCCGAAGGUGUGGGCAGACCUGUCCCCUUGGUCUGGCAGACGCUUCUGAAAGUGACCCCCCACCUCCUUGCACUCCUGAUCCCCCUCCUCCGUCACCCUACUCAUCCAUCCUCCUCGUUCCCCAUUGUUUUUUGCCAGCCCAGGCGACUCGCGUGUUGCCUCUGCUGCUAGGUCCGUCGCGAUUCGUGUUGCGCUCACGGGCUCUGUAUGUUAAUGACGUGUGGGCGCCCCCCACGCGAGCACAGCUCGGUUGAACAGGUCUCUGCUUGCUCGUGCGAUUUGCCGCGCUCCCUGUACUGGGCGUGCGCGACCAGAUUUCUCUUCCUUCCCUCGUACUGCCUCUCACCAUGC
This is a messenger RNA of Prorocentrum cordatum, 1031 nucleotides long. The record is from the annotation of a GenBank genome assembly. Lineage: Eukaryota; Dinophyceae; Prorocentrales; Prorocentraceae.